CUUGGAAUAGGCUAUUCUGUCCAAAGUGGGAUUAAAAAGACAAGUGACAGGAUGCAAUUUAUGCUUUACCUGACACUCUUAGGUGUACUUGGCACCACCAUGGGGAUGAAUGAAACCACGAGGCGCCUAGCCAACGUAACAACAGAAGAGGGAGAAGUACAGCAAUGCUCAAACUGCGAGUUCAGAGAGCAGAGCAGACAAAUGAGACUCCACAACAUCAGAUCCCAAAUUCUCAGCAUUCUGAGGCUCGAGCAGGCUCCAAACAUCAGCCGAGAAAUGAUCAGGCAGCUCUUACCGAAAGCGCCUCCCUUGACACAACUUAUAGACCAGUAUGAGCAUCGUGUGGAGGAUGAGGAGCGUGCCACCACUGAAACGAUCAUAACCAUGGCAAAACCUGGACCAAUGUCACAACAAGAAGGAAUACCAUCUUGUUGUUUCUUCAAUCUCAGUCCGAAGAUUCGACCUAACAACAUUUUACAUGCACAACUUUGGGUGCACCUGCGACCAGCUGACACAGUCACAACUGUCUUCUUGCAAAUCUCCCGCAUAAAAGCAACCACUGAGGGAAACUCACGCAUACGGAUCCUCUCCCUGAAGAUCGAUGUGGCUUCUGGUGCAAGCUCUUGGCAAAGUGUAGACAUCAAUCAAUUACUCAAAACCUGGCUUCGUCAGCCAGAAACUCAUUAUGGUCUCGAGAUCAAAGCUUAUGAUUCGAAAGGGCAGGACUUGGCAGUCACGGUAGCGGAGCUGGGAGAAGAGGGACUGCAACCCUUCGUGGAGGUGAAGAUAUUGGACAACCUAAAACGUUCCCGGAGGGCCUCAGGCCUGGACUGUGAUGAAGAGUCCUCAGAGACACGGUGCUGCCGCUACCCCCUCACUGUUGACUUUGAGGCCUUUGGGUGGGACUGGAUCAUUGCCCCCAAACGCUACAAAGCCAACUACUGCUCUGGAGAGUGUGAGUACAUGCACCUCCAGAAGUACCCCCACACUCACCUGGUGAACAAGGCUAACCCCCGGGGUACCACAGGGCCCUGUUGUACUCCAACUAAAAUGUCCCCCAUCAACAUGCUCUACUUCAACCGCAUGGAGCAGAUCAUUUAUGGGAAGAUACCAUCUAUGGUGGUGGACCACUGUGGCUGCUCCUGAGAGGGAGGAUGAGAGGACAGGACAAAACACAAACACACACACACACACACACACACACACACACACACACACACACACACACACACACACACAGUGUUGUGUAAUGAGUUAAAAAGUUAUCCCAAAGUGAACCCUCUUACAAGAAUCCAUAAUAUUUUUGCAUAAAAGGCUACAAGAGACAUGUGGAGUUUGAAAAACAUGAACCCUUUGCUCUGAGUGAGGACAUGAACUGCCCAUACUCUCCCCCCUGAGGUUCGUUCCGCAAUGUGGCUGGAACUGCUAUAAACAUUUAAGGACACAACACAAUUGUCAUGGGAGUGCAAAAUCUGCACUGAAACAGAUGUCCCCGAUAUUGUGGAUCACAGGAUUUUGGAACAGCUUGGUGGUCCUCAGAACACAGUGUCACAUACAGAGCUAUUCUAUUAGCCUACAUGAAUUAAAACCAAAAAUGAUAUGGUCCUUAUGUAGCUAAUUGUUUUAGGCCUAUAGUCAUAUUAUAUUGUGAUCAGUUUAGCCUACAGAUUAUGAUAGGAAUAUUAUGUUUUGCAUUAGAGCUUCCCUAGUACUAUAUCAACUCAAAUACAUUUUUAUUUGUCACAUGCGCCGAAUAUUACUGCAGUGUUGGAGCUAGGAAAACAAGCAUUUCGCUACACCCGCAAUAACAUCUGCUAAAUAUGUGUAUGUAACCAAUAUUUGUAUUUUAUUUACUACUGGUGUAAACUUUAACGUGAAAUGCUUGCUUACAAGCCCUUCCCAAUGAUGCAUGAGUUUCCAAAUAAUAAUACAAAUAAAAUAGUAACACAAGAAAUAAAAUAAAAUAAAAUACACAAGAAUGGAGCUAUUUACAGAGAGUACCAGUACCAGAUUAAUGUGCAAAGUACAAAGUAUUUCAGGUAGAUAUGUAAACUCAGCAAAAACAGAAAUGUCCUCUCCACUGUCAACUGCGUUUAUUUUCAGCAAACUUAACAUGUGUAAAUAUUUGU
Salmo salar (Atlantic salmon) is the source of this 2129-nucleotide messenger RNA. Its product is annotated as growth/differentiation factor 8. Gene Ontology annotation, molecular function: cytokine activity; growth factor activity. The record is from RefSeq and is a predicted model, not a curated record. Gene Ontology annotation, cellular component: extracellular region. Lineage: Eukaryota; Metazoa; Chordata; Actinopteri; Salmoniformes; Salmonidae.